Molecule: messenger RNA, 1341 nt
Organism: Drosophila innubila
Lineage: Eukaryota; Metazoa; Arthropoda; Insecta; Diptera; Drosophilidae
Product: UDP-xylose and UDP-N-acetylglucosamine transporter-like
Exons: 2
Coding region: 59-1114 (351 amino acids)
Biological process (GO): transmembrane transport
Cellular component (GO): endoplasmic reticulum membrane; Golgi membrane
Molecular function (GO): UDP-xylose transmembrane transporter activity; UDP-N-acetylglucosamine transmembrane transporter activity
Source: RefSeq, a predicted model, not a curated record
AUCGUCGUUAGACGAACACCGUACCGUCUUGUCAAGCUGAGAAACCUGAGACUUCAACAUGGCAUUCAAUCUAAAGGCUUGCCUGGCCAUGAUCUGUGUCUUUUUGGGAUGCUGCAGCAAUGUCGUCUUUUUGGAACUCAUCAUUAAGAUUGAUCCCGGUGCGGGAAAUCUAAUAACCUUUCUACAGUUCCUAUUUAUUGCGCUGGAGGGUCUGAUCUUCACCUCGAAAUUCUUCACGGUCAAGCCGAAGAUUGCGAUGAAGGAUUAUGUGAUGCUUGUGGUGCUUUUCUUUGGCGCCAAUGUGUGCAACAAUUAUGCCUUCAACUUUAAUAUUCCCAUGCCGCUGCACAUGAUCUUUCGCAGUGGUUCCUUAAUGGCCAACAUGAUCAUGGGCAUUAUACUGCUCAAGAAACGCUACAAUCUGCGGCAGUAUAGUUCGGUGGGCAUGAUCACAGCUGGCAUAAUACUCUGCACUCUGAUGUCCAGUGGCGAUGUCAAGGACAACACACAUCACUCACUCAAGGUGGAGACUUCCUUCUCGGAUUCCUUCUGGUGGUGUGUGGGCAUUGCUCUGCUGGCGAUUGCGCUGCUUGUUACCGCCUACAUGGGCAUCUACCAGGAGGUGAUCUUCAAGCGACACGGCAAGCAUCCCAAUGAGGCGCUCUUCUACACUCACAUGUUGCCGCUGCCCGGAUUCCUGGUGAUGGCCAGCAACAUUGCUCAGCACUGGAGCAUUGCUGUCGCCUCGGAGAGUGUUUCCUUGCCUGUGCCUGGCCUGAAUUGGUCCCUCUCCUUUCCGCUGAUGUUCUUCUAUCUGCUGUGCAAUGUCAUCACUCAAUAUGUGUGCAUCAGUUCCGUCUAUGUGCUGACUACGGAGUGUGCCUCGCUGACAGUUACCCUGGUGGUGACUCUGCGCAAGUUCGUCUCGCUGCUCUUCUCCAUCAUCUACUUCCGGAAUCCGUUCACUCUCAGCCACUGGCUGGGCACCGUUCUCGUCUUCUUUGGCACCAUACUCUUCGCGGAUGUGCUGAAUCAGCUGUUGGAUGUCUACAGAAUACGCUGCCAAAGACGCUUUGAUACCGCUCCGACAAGCGCUGAAUACAGUCGAUUAUAGUUAUACAAAUUAGUUAAUUAAAUCUAUAUUUAUAUACAACUCAAGCAUCAUUAAAGCAUAAGACAUAAACCAAGUGAAUUUUCGAAUGGAACUCACUCCACAAAGAGUUGGAGUUGAAGUACAGUGGGCAUGUAUUUGUAUUUGGGUAAUGUAUACAAUAAUAUGAGUUAAUACUUAUGAAAAUCGGAAAAAAUCAUUGUUGUUAUCAGUUCACACACACAUAAUUA